Penaeus vannamei (Pacific white shrimp) is the source of this 819-nucleotide messenger RNA. NCBI's taxonomy places the organism in Eukaryota, Metazoa, Arthropoda, Malacostraca, Decapoda, Penaeidae. The record is from RefSeq and is a predicted model, not a curated record.
UGUGAAAGUAUUCUAUUCAGCUGGUUUGCUGUGUGAUGUUUGUGAGGUUUUUGGGGAGCUGACAGAAGAGGUGGCAUCCCAGAGAAAGUAUGCCAAGUGGAAAGCGACAUAUAUCCAUAAUUGCCUAAAGAAUGGCGAAAAGCCUAUCCCUGGGCCCAUGGGUGGAGAUGAUGAAGGCUUGGAGAAGACGUAGGAGGAGAGGAAGCGCAAGGGGCUGUGGUCAUAGUGGAGGAGCUGACUUAGGCUGGUCUCACCCACCUCAGCCAGGAAUGUCGCUACCAUCUGUGCCAAGUAGCGCAUCGGCAGGUGGUCUGCCAGAUGUGUCCUCUUCAACUCCACCUCCUUCAGUGCCAUCAGUUCCACAUUCUUUACCUCAGAUGCCUCGAGUCCAGCCAACACCAGAUGCAGUUAACGUCCCCCACGUGCCAGUGGGACAUACUACAAGCACUGGUGUUAAAUUGAGUCCAUCUGACAUGAAUAAAGCCCAGAAAUAUUGCAAGUGGGCAGUCUCUGCACUAGACUAUGAAGAUUCAAAAACUGCAAUAGAUAAUCUCCAGAAAGCAUUAAGUCUACUUAAAACAGGAAAGGACAGUUGAGACAAGAGACAGAGCUCUCUAUCUCGUAGUAAUGUCAUUUAUUAUUUUUGGUUAUUUCUGCAAUGAAAAUGUUAAGCCUCGUGUGUGAAAGCAAAUUAAAUUAUGUUUUAUAUCUAUAAUCAGAAUUUAUAUAUAUGUGUGAUAUAGAGUGAGUGAGUGAGUGAGUGAGUGAGUGAGUGAGUGAGUGAGUGAGUGAGUGAGUGAGUGAGUACGUAUGUGUGUG